AUUUUGCUGCAUUAUUGUAGUAUUUUUGACAUUCUUCUAAUUAUGGAAUAUUUUUGUUUUAACUUUUUCUUUAACCUGCAGGAUAUUGUGAGGGAGAAUUGUAGUCCAGCACUGCAUAGUCUAUGCCAUUGACUGGAGUGCCAUGAAUUCUACUACAACUGGAGAUAUCUCAUCAUGACCCUCUUGGCAUGCAAGGAGAAACUACUGCAGCUGCUGGAUCCUCCGGUGGUCCCACCAGCCAGUCCUCAGCACGGUAUGAAAAGUUUUAAUUUUACGUUGAUCCCACUUUUAUGUCAUUUCUUACGGAGCAUGUCACGUGGAGGAUGCGGGUUUUUAUGUUUAUGUAGGCUCAUCGUAGCAAUGGAUUAUGUUGGUGCGGCUAUUAUCUAGAAUGAUAUGAACUUAAUUACAUGAACACUAAUUUGGUGGUUGUGUUGAAUGGGAAAUUUGCAGUGGAUGUUUAUUAUAUAAACUACAAGUUAUCCCACCUGGCGAUGUACGGAUGGUUAAUAAUGCUUUUUAGAGUAU
Messenger RNA from Rubroshorea leprosula, 528 nucleotides. Lineage: Eukaryota; Viridiplantae; Streptophyta; Magnoliopsida; Malvales; Dipterocarpaceae. The record is from the annotation of a GenBank genome assembly.